AUGACGCUGAGGAAGCCGGUGUCGACGGUAUCGAUACCUGGCGCUAUGAAGUCAUACUCCAGCGGUAGGGACGCGGCGAUCGAAGAGGCGGGCGUCGCUCUAGUUGGCGUUCACAGCGAGUACCCGCGCUUCGGCGAAGAGCGCGCCCUCGGCGGCGGCACGUACAAAGGCGGGGGGACAGCUAAGCACAAGCCGAACAUAGGAUAUAGGUUAGGUAGGCGAAAGGCAUUAUUCGAAAAACGAAAACGAAUAAGUGACUACGCACUCGUAAUGGGAAUGUUUGGUAUUAUAAUAAUGGUAAUAGAAAAUGAACUUUCCAGUGCUGGUGUUUAUACGAAGGCGUCUAUCUACUCGCAGGCGUUAAAGACCUUAAUAUCCAUGUCAACUGUGAUUUUGCUUGGCCUAAUUGUUGCGUAUCACGCUUUAGAAGUUCAGUUAUUUAUGAUUGACAACUGCGCAGAUGACUGGCGAAUAGCAAUGACGUGGCAGCGGAUAGCACAAAUAGCUUUAGAACUUGCAAUUUGCGCCGUCCAUCCCAUUCCAGGCCAGUACACUUUCACUUGGACCACAAAGCUGGCGAAUAAAGGAGGUGUUAUAGGUGUUGAAGUUGUUCCAUACGACGUAACUCUCUCGUUGCCUAUGUUCUUUCGCCUUUAUUUAAUAUGCAGGGUUAUGCUACUUCAUAGCAAAUUAUUUACUGAUGCGUCAUCUCGAAGCAUUGGAGCCUUGAAUAGAAUAAAUUUUAAUACUAGAUUUGUACUAAAAACACUUAUGACAAUUUGUCCUGGUACCGUACUGCUAGUAUUCAUGGUGUCCCUAUGGAUAAUCGCAAGUUGGACGUUGCGGCAAUGUGAAAGGUUUCACGAUGAAGAACACGCUAACCUUCUCAAUGCGAUGUGGCUCAUUGCCAUAACAUUUCUCUCCGUUGGUUUCGGAGACAUUGUGCCAAACACAUAUUGCGGCAGGGGUAUUGCCGUAAGCACCGGUAUUAUGGGAGCUGGAUGCACAGCGUUAUUAGUCGCGGUUGUUUCAAGAAAGUUAGAAUUAACUAGAGCUGAGAAGCACGUUCAUAACUUCAUGAUGGAUACACAACUUACUAAAAGAUUAAAAAAUGCCGCCGCCAACGUUUUGAGAGAGACUUGGCUAAUUUACAAGCACACACGACUCGUCAAAAGAGUUCAUCCAGGUCGAGUCCGGACACAUCAAAGGAAAUUCCUGUUGGCAAUCUACGCGUUACGAAAAGUGAAAAUGGAUCAGAGGAAACUAAUGGACAACGCAAAUACAAUCACGGAUAUGGCAAAGGACCCUUUUCUGUUGCAGACCCAGAAUACCGUUUAUGAGAUAGUUUCGGACAUGAGUACUCGACAAGACAGUAUAGAAGAGAGGUUGACUAGUUUAGAAGAAAAACUCACUUCAUUACAGGAACAAAUGAACACAUUGCCAGAUAUAAUGGCGAGAUGUUUACAACAAUAUUGGGAGCGAACUGAGCAACGCAGAAAUUAUCUACACCCAGAUACAGCCGCAGCACCCACGCCUCCAUCAUCAACAAUUACGCCAUAUGCGAGGCCACUCGCGUCCGCUUCGCACCCUUGGCCGCCUAGUCCUGUUAUUCAACAGGCCGUUCGAGCACACUCGGCUCCCGAGAGCACGGCAGGCCACUCCCCGAGUCCCGCUCAGCCAACGCCAUCGAGCCCUGCACCGUCUGUGGCACGAACUCAGCUACCCAGC
Messenger RNA from Iphiclides podalirius (scarce swallowtail), 1728 nucleotides. The record is from the annotation of a GenBank genome assembly. Lineage: Eukaryota; Metazoa; Arthropoda; Insecta; Lepidoptera; Papilionidae.